AUGUCCUACAUUGACCCAUCCAUCAAAUACAUUGGAUACACUGGAUGUUACACCGAGCCCAAGCAGGCCGAUCCGUUUGGAGGUAUGGGAGGAGUACCUCACGACGUGUCCAAGAUUGGGACUGGAAUUCAAGUUAUUGGAGUCUCCAAGGACGGCAAACUUUGCUAUAUUGGAGGUAAUGAAACCGGAGGAAGGGUAAAUAUUCAGAAGUCGACUGGUGAAAAACUGGAUGAAGUGGACUAUGAUAGUUUGGGGCUUUCCAAUCCAUCUUAUCUGGAAAUUUCUGAGAGCGACAGUAACGGGAAACGCUACUUGUGCACGGCAAGCGAAGUUGAUAAGGGUGCCAAGAUGUAUUCCUUUGUGGUCGAUCCAACUAAAAAUUCUACCCGUCUAAUCCACCUGUCAACGAUCCCCGUCGAUACCUCGUAUCCGUGCCAUUUCGGUAUGAUAUCUGACCCACUUGGCAGUGAUCAUAAGGACCAAGUCUUGACCGUCAUGUGCAGCUAUGGCCGAGAUGAAGACAAUGCUGGCGUUUCAACCUUUCUAAUCAAGAGUAAGGAUGCUGGUGACUCUGAAUGCGUGUCCAAAAUCCAAGAAAUAGUCUACAAUGGAAAUGGAUCCAAGUCCAAAUUGGAUCGACAACUUUCAUCCCAUGCUCAUUCGACAGCAACUUGUCCUGGAGUUCCCGAUGAAAUAUUCAUGGCCGAUCUGGGAAAGGAUGCUAUCAUUCAGUAUCAGCUCGAACCAGCCAUUGCAUCAGGAGGUAAAUCGGUCGUCAACUUGAAAGAAAGUGGCAAAUUAGGUGUCCCAUUGGGAUCUGGACCCAGAUCAUUGACAUUCCGCCCAAGCGCUAGUGACGCUGUCUUCUCCGAGAGGGGAGUCAUUGGGGUAGUCAGUUUGGAAAUCAAGGCGUCCCUCUUGCUGGUCCGCCGUCGAUCCCAUGACGGAUGCUUGGAAAUUUUACAACCGCCGGUUUCCGUUUUACCGGAAGCUUGGCCAAAAGACGAGAGCAUUGCCAAGUUCAACAAAGGUCGCUGGGCGUCCGACGUUGUCUGGUCUCCCUGUGGCAAGUUUGUGUUUGCUGCUGCCCGAUUACACAAUUCCAUUUCCAUUUUUGAACUGAAAAAUCGUAAGAAUGACGAUGGAGAAUCCGAAUUUUGUUUGGAACUCAAGGAGCGAGUCUCUACUGGAGGCCAAACUCCCCGUUGUUUGUGCAUGUCCCCUGAAGGAGACUUUCUUUUGAUUGCUCACCAACAUUCCCAUGAUAUUACCUGUUUCCAAAUUGAUAAUGAGAAUGGAAAGUUGACCUUGACAGACAAGUUGGAGCAUCCUUUGGCAGCUUGCCUGAAACUUAUUCCGGCCUAA
This is a messenger RNA of Cylindrotheca closterium, 1365 nucleotides long. The record is from the annotation of a GenBank genome assembly. NCBI's taxonomy places the organism in Eukaryota, Bacillariophyta, Bacillariophyceae, Bacillariales, Bacillariaceae.